Messenger RNA from Achroia grisella, 1745 nucleotides. RefSeq names its product putative fatty acyl-CoA reductase CG8306. The transcript is spliced from 13 exons. The record is from RefSeq and is a predicted model, not a curated record. The coding region runs from base 151 to 1683 and encodes 510 amino acids. Gene Ontology annotation, molecular function: alcohol-forming very long-chain fatty acyl-CoA reductase (NADP+) activity. Gene Ontology annotation, cellular component: peroxisome. Gene Ontology annotation, biological process: long-chain fatty-acyl-CoA metabolic process. NCBI's taxonomy places the organism in Eukaryota, Metazoa, Arthropoda, Insecta, Lepidoptera, Pyralidae.
CCGCGGCAACGUUUGGACCUGUGAUAGUUUUGUGCUUGAAUCUCCGUAUCGAUUUUUUUUAUAAUAAAAACGUGAACUAAAGUGGUGUGCCAUCCCACUAGACCACCGAGGCAGUCAAAAUCAAUAAAUUUUAAAUUGUGUGAUAUCAAAAUGUCGGAAGACUCCCAAGUACGUGCUUUUUACUCUGGAAAGAAUUUCUUCAUCACCGGCGGCACCGGCUUCGUAGGAUUAUGUUUAAUUGAGAAAAUACUGCGGACUAUACCCGGUGCAGGCAAAUUAUACCUGCUUAUGAGGCCUAAGAAAGGCAAAGAUAUAUCUGAAAGACUGGAGGAGUUCCCAAAACAUCCGAUAUUCGAAAAACUCAUCGAAAAACAAACAACGGAUGUAUUCAAGAAAAUAAUACCAGUGUCAGGUGAUGUUGGGGAAGAGAACCUCGGACUCAGCCCUGAAGAUCGCCAGUUACUCAUCAAUAAUGUGAAUGUGGUGCUACAUUCGGCGGCCACUCUCGACUUCCAGGAGUCUUUGCGGCCGACGGUGAAAAUUAACCUGUUGGGAACAAGGAGAGUAAUGGAGUUGUCACGUCAAAUAAAAAAUUUAAAGGUAAUGAUUCAUGUUUCAUCAGCAUAUGUCAACUCGUACCUGACAGAGGCCCAUGAGAAAGUGUAUGAGGCACCUGAUGACCCCGAGAGGAUCAUAGCAUUGGUGGAAAGUAAGACUGAAGCUGAACUAUUGGAAAUGGAGCCAAAAGUUCUGAAGAGUCAUCCGAAUACAUACACAUUCACUAAACAUUUAGCUGAGCACGAAGUUGUGAAGUGUGCCGAUUUCUUUCCCUGCACCAUCGUCAGACCUACAAUGAUUGUUGCAUCUUGGAAAGAGCCCAUUCCUGGGUGGACCUGCUCCAAAGUGGGACCACAGGGAUUCUUAAUGGGAGCGAGCAAAGGCGUGGUGCGACGGUUGCCAUUGGCGACGAAGAACGUGGCCGAUUACAUACCGGUAGACGUGGUGGUCAAUCAGCUGCUGGUCGCGGGGUGGCACGCCGCUAAAUCCAAGUCCGGUCUGAGUGUGUACCAUUGUUCAUCAUCGACAUGCAAACCGUUCACGUGGUCCCUCAUAGAAUCCUCAAUCAACGAAUUACUUCACGCCUACCCACUCAAGAGUGCUGUAUGGUAUCCCCAUUUAAAAUUCGUGCCUUCACUCUUCCUGUUCCGCGUGUCGGCCAUUUUUAUCCACUUCUUCCCCGCUAUAUUACUGGACACGCUGCUUCGUGUAACUGGCGGCCGUGCCAUACUGUUCCGAUUAAAUAAAAACGUGUGGAAUUCCCUUAGUCGUUUGGAGAAAUUCAUAUUUUCCGAAUGGAAAUUCUACAACCCCAACACAUUGGACUUGUGCAAGCAAUUAAAUAAGACGGACAAGGACUUAUUCUUUAUAGAUAUUUCAACUUUGGUUUGGAAGGAUUAUUUUACAAACCUUCUGUUAGGUGUACGAAGAUAUUUGAAUAAUGAGAAAGAAACCAAUUUGCCAGCGGCCAGGAGCAAAGACAGUGUGUUAUUAGUGGUCCACAUAAUCUGGCAAGUUCUGAUCAUCGGCUCGCUGUGGUACGGUUUCGCGGGCCUCGUAGGCCUCACUAUGACCCAAAGCGCUUGGGUUGCACCCGCUAUAUACAUACUUUACAGUAUACUGUAAAAAACGUUUAAUAGAUUGAACAGAUAUAAAAUUUGUACAAAAUUAUCUGCGUAUAAAAAUAA